Molecule: messenger RNA, 1413 nt
Organism: Cynocephalus volans (Philippine flying lemur)
Lineage: Eukaryota; Metazoa; Chordata; Mammalia; Dermoptera; Cynocephalidae
Gene: PLEK2
Product: pleckstrin 2
Exons: 9
Coding region: 52-1113 (353 amino acids)
Biological process (GO): actin cytoskeleton organization; intracellular signal transduction
Cellular component (GO): plasma membrane
Source: RefSeq, a predicted model, not a curated record
GCGGGCUGCGGGGACAGCGCCCCUGGGGUGGUCCCGGCGCGCGGCGGCGACAUGGAGCACGGCGUGCUCAAGGAGGGCUAUCUGGUCAAGAGGGGCCACAUUGUCCACAACUGGAAGGUGCGAUGGUUCAUCCUUCAGCAGAACACGCUGCUGUACUACAAGCUUGAGGGGGGUCGGAGGGUGACCCCUCCCAAAGGCCGGAUCCUCCUGGAUGGCUGCACCAUCACCUGCCCCUGUCUGGAGUAUGAAAACCGACCCCUCCUCAUUAAGCUGAAGACUCGAACAUGCACGGAGUACUUCCUGGAGGCCUGUUCUCGAGAGGAGAGGGACGCCUGGGCCUUUGAGAUAGCAGGGGCUAUUCACGCAGGGCAGCCGGGCAAGGUCCAGCAACUCCGUGUGUUGAAAAACUCCUUCAAGCUGCCACCUCACAUCAGCCUGCAUUGCAUUGUGGACAAGAUGCACGACAGCAACAGCGGAAUCCGUCCAAGCCCCAACAUGGAGCAGGGAAGCACCUACAAGAAGACCUUCCUAGGCUCCUCCCUGGUGGACUGGCUCAUCUCCAACAGCUUCGCAGCCAGUCGUCUGGAGGCCGUGACCCUGGCGUCUAUGCUCAUGGAAGAGAACUUCCUGAGGCCGGUGGGCGUACGCAGCAUGGGAGCCAUUCGCUCCGGGGAUCUGGCCGAGCAGUUUCUGGAUGACUCCACAGCCCUAUACACUUUUGCUGAAAGCCACAAGAAGAAGAUAAGCUCCAAGGAAGAAAUGAGUCUCAACACCAUGGAGUUAAGUGGCACGGUGGUAAAACAAGGCUAUCUGGCCAAGCAGGGGCACAAGAGGAAAAACUGGAAGGUACGACGUUUUGUUCUGAGGAAGGACCCGGCUUUCCUGCAUUACUAUGACCCUUCCAAGGAAGAGAACAGGCCAGUAGGUGGGUUUCCUCUUCGCUGUUCACUCGUAUCUGCCCUGGAGGACAAUGGCGUUCCUACUGGGGUUAAAGGGAAUGUCCAGGGAAAUCUCUUCAAAGUGAUUACUAAAGACGACACACACUAUUACAUCCAGGCCAGCAGCAAGGCUGAACGAGCAGAGUGGAUUGAAGCUAUCAAAAAGCUAACAUGAAAAGGAUCUCAGGGAACAGGACCAGGAGUCCUCUCCGAGUCUCUCCUAUCAGAGGAUACAGACAGGAUUUCCUGGAGAAUGGGAGUGUGUUAAGACAUAACUUCUUUGUAUAUUUUGUACUGCUUUGGCGACAGACUGCUGAAGAAUUCCUCAGAUUACAAACAGCAGUGGUUCUAUCUCCUUCCCCAUCUUCAAGUUACCAAUCUGGAAAGGCAUCAGCACCUUGACUUUUGCCCAUCAUCACAAAUCAGCCAGCCAUUUCUGUGGGCACCAAAGUAGCUUCCCUUUGUUGGAACACUA